CAUUUUCUCUUUUCCGCGGCUCAAAAGAUCUGUGAGCUCACUUUUCGUGUUUUUCUUCAAAAGAAUGAAACGACCGACUGCUACUGUUUCCAAGUUGGAAAUUUCUGAAUUUCGAUUGUUGAUCUAUAUUUUGUAUGGAAAUUUCGAUAAAGCGUUUCAAGAUACACCACUGCUUCAAAGAUGUGCAGUUAUCGAUCGAUUGUUAAUUUAUCUUUUUCAACAUUCUGUAUUAAUUUCAAUAUUUCAACUUUUCAUUCACUAUACUUUAUUUCAAAAUUCUGAUUUUCUAGCCAAUGUUCCUGACGACAAAUGGCCAUUCUUAGCAGUGUUAGCCCUUUUUCUUGAAAUUUAUUCAAUUCGAUGUUUAAAUUUGAAAUUAUUUACUCAAACGUUAGUUUUCAGUUUGUUAUCUCCUCUAUUUCAUUUAUUUUUUGCUGGUUUUUACAAUGAUCUCGUAAACGGAGCAACUAUAACUAUUAAAUUAGGAGCCCUUACAGUUUUAGGUAUUAUUUUAUUUUUACUUGCAACAUUUCUUCGAUGUAUUGUUAUUUCAAGUGAAUCUCAGCUUGUAAGGAGUCGUGAAAGAUGUACAAAAGAAAUUGAUCACGCUAUUUUCUAUGUCUGAAUUCAUUACUAUUGAAAAAUAACUUCUUAUGUUUUCACUUAUAUACAAAGUUUCUUUACAAAAAAAUUAGUAUAAAAAAGUUUC
Caenorhabditis elegans is the source of this 709-nucleotide messenger RNA. RefSeq lists its product as uncharacterized. Bases 65 to 625 code for a protein of 186 amino acids. The transcript is spliced from 2 exons. NCBI's taxonomy places the organism in Eukaryota, Metazoa, Nematoda, Chromadorea, Rhabditida, Rhabditidae. The record is from RefSeq and is marked reviewed.